UGUAGAGAGGCAAAGCUCUUACUGGCUUGAGGUUGGAAAUGCAAUAAAUUUGAAAGUGAUGCGAAAAGAUAGCUGACUUUUUCUGUGAUGAAGAAGCAAGUAGAGGCAAACGUUAAUAAUUGUUGAUCGGAGUUGGAUGCUGUGACAAAGAAAUCUGAAGUACGGGGGCCAGCGAAGAAUUGUUUUGGGCCCUUAUUGUGGGAGAAGAUCAACAUGUGAUCGCAUGUGAUUAUCGUGGGCCACGUUGUGCGAGCCCAGAGACGAUGCGGUUGCUCAGCAAGCCCGCAUCCCUGCCUUCGUUUCUAGCCGCUUUGCUUGGCUCCAUCGCGCAGUUUUCCCAGUUCACUUUACAGUAUGGAAGCAAUGUCGCAAGCGGCAUCGUGGAUUCUAGACGCCCGCUCGGCAAACUCAGGCCAGGGGGCAUGCUCUUGUCUGCGGUGCAGACCGAUGCAGCUUUCGAGCGACGUCGUGCAGAACAGGAUCCCACGGCAACAGCAGUGACAAAUACCAAUGACCCGACUCCACAGACAAUCGAUACAGCGAGAGAUAUGCAACCAUUGGACACGUGGAUUGGUAGUGCGAUCACUAAAAAGUUCAUUGAGGAACCAGUAAAAAGCGAUAUUACUGUGCUGCCUACACAGGAAAGCCUCGACCUCGCAUAUGGAUGUCCGGUACUUCAGCCUUUUCAUUCAUGAACAUGUCCGUGCUGACUCUUAUCAAAAAUACUAGUAGAGUAGUUUUUGGAAGAGUAGGAAGUGAUCAGCAUAAAAAUUGAUAUCAAUAAACUACUACUACAAGAACCAUAGCAACACCCAGAGCGUUGUUUUACCGAAGACGGUGGUCGUGAACGCUCCGACUGGCUGUACUAGUACUAGAAGAACAGCGGGUAUCGCUACGCCGACUGGAACUGAGUUGCAGACCUGGACUGAACAAUGUUACCAGCUAAACGCACCCAAUCUCAUAAUUACGGACAAGAAAACGGGAGGCACAGUAACGCAAGCCUGGACACGACCAACAGGUUACACAAACAUCGUGGAUCUCACUGACUGCAAUGGUAACACUGUUUACACGAUUCACGAGAUGAUCUAUCAUCUUAGCGGAUCAAGUAUUCAAUCUUGCAAAAGCACAAGCGGAAUCCUCGGAGGGUACAAUUUGUAACUUGAGCCUCUAUGUGUGAUUGAUGUUCUUGCUUCAUUCAUGUUCUUACUACUUGAAAAUGGGAAGAAGCUGCGAAAACGUCUACAGAAAUGAAGACUACAACUCCAUUCUCAUUGUUGACACCGUGAGUCCACCAAAUGCAGAUGUAGAAUGGCAUUUUCAUGAUGUGGACAUGUACUUCUACACUACAGUGGCGGAUGCAGUGGCGACGUCUACUUGAAAUACGAAAUUAUAGCGAAAAGUGGAGUAGUUGUCGCAGUGACAUCGUACAUUCCUGUGUUUGCGGAAUCUUUUAAACUCGUGGAUCCAAGUAACGGGAAAACGAUUGCAACACUCGGAAAGAACGGAGCGUGGUCACCCUCGGAUGUAUUUCUAGUUCUACAUAGUCCUGCUCAUAGUCGAUAAUUUAAACUUUUGUGUGCGGCUAGGAGAAGAUCAGUAUUUAUCCGGUAGCUGCCACCAACUCUGAAUAUUGUGUAUUCACGUGCUCCUGAAUUCCUAUUCUAUUUCUAUAACAGAACAGUUUGUAGCACGCAUGGAGUGCAUGGAGCGCAGAUCGCUAAGGGACGCGAGAAGCGCCCCCAUUAGCUCCAUGCGAUCCAUGCACUCCAUGCCCUGCGAGCUGGCAAACCUUAUAAAUUACUCUGCGUAUAGAAGUACUCGCUGAAAAACAAAAAUCCAACUCAGACUUAGUUGCACUUUACAAAAUAAAUUGUCAAACAAGGCUUGCCCCGUGUACGAGAAGAAAUGGUAUGUCAGUUUUGAAACUACGACGUCGACGGGUGGCGCAAGUCUCACGAACGAGGAUCGUCGCUGGGUGAUUGCUGCGUUUAUGAGCGUUAUCGCAGUUCGCGACGAAGACAGAAAUAGCGAUGGCGGAGUACGAUGGUCUGCUUGCACUAAAAUUAUGCUGGUCGCUCUUUACCGGACCUAAUUCAUUCUUUGAUUUGGGAGUUUACCUUCUUUCCGUUAUCUUUCCACGUCGAGGUCGAUAAUUGCACGUUAACUUUAUACUCGUCUGCUUGUUAAGAAAAGUGAAGAUCUCGUCUUGUUCAGGCAGCAGCUACAAGCCAUAGGAAGCAUUUGUCGCAGCUUGAUAUACUACACACAGACAACGCACAACGAUGGACGACGGCGCAUAACGCUCUCUCUAAUCACCGAAGUUUGGUGGUAUCACUCGUGAUGGUAGGUCUUGUGUUGGUGGGCAUUGGCAUUCUUCUUUCCCUGUGGGCUGCAUUCCGGUGUCGAGAAAAUCUCAUCCGCUUCUUUUUUCGUCUUCAGGAACGCGUGCUACCGCGUGCGAUGCACAAAAUACGCUGAAGCAGGACGAUGAAACACAAAUCACUGAACCGCAACUUUUUUCCUCUCCCUAGUUCCUCUUUGCAAGCCGAGUAUCAAGUGGUCUGCGCAACAAAGUUUCAUUUUUGUAUAUUUUCUCAUUUUCUGACCACUACAGAAUCAGCAUGGGUUACUGCACUCAAGCAUCAAGCGACGACGCACAUUUACUUGUUCCGACGUACUGCACGAUAUUGAAAUUAGUCGACAUUGUAAAACAAAGUAUUCGGCGG
Amoebophrya sp. A25 is the source of this 2726-nucleotide messenger RNA. The record is from the annotation of a GenBank genome assembly. Lineage: Eukaryota; Dinophyceae; Syndiniales; Amoebophryaceae.